Molecule: messenger RNA, 1792 nt
Organism: Pseudovirgaria hyperparasitica
Lineage: Eukaryota; Fungi; Ascomycota; Dothideomycetes; Acrospermales; Acrospermaceae
Product: Rox3-domain-containing protein
Exons: 3
Coding region: 1-1383 (460 amino acids)
Biological process (GO): regulation of transcription by RNA polymerase II
Cellular component (GO): mediator complex
Molecular function (GO): transcription coregulator activity
Source: RefSeq, a predicted model, not a curated record
AUGGCCAUCGAGAGGAAAGCCAAGCCGUCAGCCUCUGGAACAAAGCCGGAUAGGGCUUCCACCUCGACCUCCACCCAACUCCCUCCAACCUCAUCGUCACGACCACCCAACCCGACGGCCACUACCAGAAUAAAGCGACAGCGCAUAGUGAAGAAGAAAAGGCUCAAUACUUCUUCGAAUGUCGAUACUGUACAAGCGAAACUGCUGAACGCUUCACCGGAAGUGUUGUCAGCGCAAUCCCCUCCUCCGACUUUGCCUACUUCGGCCAGCACGUACAACAACCCUCCAAAGCCGGGUAUCGCUAUCACGCCCUCGAAGAGAAGUGUCGCUCCUAUGUCGGCCAGUCCGCAUAAGAAGCCCCGUCUCGAAGGAUCAUUCUCACCUGCGUCACCGCCGUAUCACCUCGCCCAUCCCGCGAAGAACGCCGAACAAAAGUCAGUUACGGUUCAUCCGAACACACCUACAUCCCCGCCGUACAUGUCUUCGGCAUCACAGGUACAUGGAGAAACUAAGGAAGUCAAAUAUGAUCAGAGUAAGGUGGACGUAGAAAUGGAAGAUAUGCAAGAAGCCAGCCACAGACGAACCGAUCACGAAAGGCAAGGAGAUGGAUCGUUGGCUGAUGCCUCGCCAAUGGAAACCCUCUUUUUCCCAGUUCUAGAUCGUGCUUGGGUAGCUCUUAUACAGUCCCGACCGCAUACCUCUCAACACCUUAUCUCGACCUACAAUCUCAAUGGCUUAGCUGCUAGUGUCGCUCGUACAGAUCCAGUCACUGGCGAGAAAAUCAACAAGCUACGCAAAUCUUAUGAGAAUCAAAUAAAAUUGUUGCAUCUUUCAGGAAAGAAUAAGCCUACAUCACGACCAGGAGAGCUAACGCGUAUGCACGACACUACCGAAGAAGAGUGGAAGUCGUCUAUCGGAAAUAGUAGUCUUAUAUCUGCACAGCCCUUCGGAGACGAUCUAAUGGCCCGCGCUAUGAGUAUGAAAUCUGGAAAUUUGAGCCCCCAGGACGAUCGAAAAUGGCGGAAUAUCGUGGGUCAAGACGAAUUCAAUAAGCCGAAAGUUGGACUUGGGUUUGUCCCACCGCAGAAAAAACCAUUCGUACCAGCAGGAGCCACCCCGGCACCACAAAUUGCGCGCACAUCAUCUCAUCCCACGGCUCAGCGUCCACAGCGACCGGGGAAGAAGCGCCGAUAUGAUGAUUCCAGUUAUACAGGUUACGGUGAGACCUUUGUCGAAGAAGAUGUGGCAGACUCGACCGGUGGAGAAGAAAAUGGACGUGGUUCCAAUAAGAAACGUCGAAAGGACUUCACAGCCGGUAACCCACUCGGGAUCAAUGAGCGACCUGGAGGUUUUAGUAACAUGGUACGAGUGAACCAGCGAUGAACAUGGUUGCUGUGAUACAAGCACACGCGGCUUGAUCUUAUAUCAACUUGGAGUCGAGCAUGAAUUCGAUCUAUCUAUCUACACGAUCGUCGAAAGCCUAAGGAUACAGCUCCGUACAUCUUAUGCGUUCCGAGACGCAUACCACACAGAAACAAAAAGACGAUCCGGUCGUCCCGGCGCGCCAUAUCUGCCCUAACAGACACGAACACAGGAGUCUGAAUCACUGGCAAAUCACUGGCAAAUCACUGGCAAAUCACUGGCAAAUCACUGGCAAAUCACUGGCCAUCUAGCAUUGUAUUUUGACGACAUCAAUCCCAUUCAGAUUGGAGGCUUUGGUCGAAGUCCGCAUCUUUAUGCGUUGUAUUCCUGUUAUACCCAUUUGCACGAAAACAGCUCUGCAGACGCCCCU